Molecule: messenger RNA, 1449 nt
Organism: Cordyceps fumosorosea ARSEF 2679
Lineage: Eukaryota; Fungi; Ascomycota; Sordariomycetes; Hypocreales; Cordycipitaceae
Product: mitochondrial inheritance component mdm12
Exons: 1
Coding region: 1-1449 (482 amino acids)
Biological process (GO): phospholipid transport; mitochondrion organization
Cellular component (GO): ERMES complex
Molecular function (GO): lipid binding
Source: RefSeq, a predicted model, not a curated record
AUGUCGAUAGAACUCAACUGGGAAACGCUCACAAGCGGCCCGGACGGAGAGGCGCUGGCAGAGAGCAUCCGCGGCUUCAUCCACGACAAGUUCCAGAGCGUGCCUCUGCCGCGCUUCAUCAAGUCGGUGACGGUGCACGGCUUCGACUUUGGCAGCAUCGCGCCGGAGCUGGAGCUCAAGGACAUUGCCGACCCGCUGCCCGACUUUUACGAGCAACCGCUGGAGGAUGACGAGAGCGAUGAAGACGAGGAGGAGGAGGAAGAGGCGGACGAGCAGCUGCACCAGCACCACCCCUACCCCCACCAUCACCAUGCAGCCUCUCGGGGGCAGGCGCCGCCGGGAAGGAGCAAUCGACCUUCGGACCUGAAGACGGCCAUCCGCAACGAGUUCUCGCAUCACCACCACGACUUGACAAGCCCGUUCAUGGGCACGUCCACGCCGGGCUUGCUCGGCGGCCCGGGGCUGAGCUACCACCUCCACGGCCACCUCGGCACGGGCACGCAGACGCCGCUGGCCGCCGUCGCGGGUGCGCACCUCGGGAGCAGCUGGCUCGGGCACGGCUACGACUCCGCGUCGGCGGCAGAGGCCACAGCAGCGGAGGCGGCUGGUGUUCGCAUGCCGGAGCCGAGCCACAGCCGGAACCCCUCCCAGAGCAGCAUCCUCUCCGUGGACAACUUGGGCUUUCUGCCACCGCCGCAGCCAGCAGCGUUGCAGGCUCUUUCAAGCCGCGGGCUCCGGGAAAAGUCGAGCGUCUCGACGCUGGCCCCGACCUCGAUCGGCACGUCGCGCCCGCCGACGCGGGACGCGCACGCAGACUCGGCCAUCAUCGACUCGGACUAUGACGACGCCAACGACGGCGGCGGUGGUAGAGCCGACGACGAUGAUGCUGCCCGGACGGCGCCGCUGCCGCCGCGGCGACGCGAGCCGCGCGUGGAGGAUGUGCAGGCCGUCUUCCGCAUCCGGUACGCGGGCGACGUCCGGCUGAACCUGACGGCCGAGAUCCUGCUCGACUACCCGAUGCCGAGCUUCGUGGGCAUCCCGCUCAAGCUCAACAUCACGGGCCUGUCGUUUGACGGUGUCGGCGUGCUGGCGCACAUACGGAAGCGCGUGCACUUUUGCUUCCUGAGCCCAGACGACGCGCUGACGGCCGUGGGAGGGCCCGAAGACGGCGGCGGCGGUAGUCGGCCGGGCUCCAUGAGGAGUGGUGCGGCAGCGGAAAUGGAAGCGGAGGGCGGUGCCGGUCGGGGCGGUGGUGGUGGUGGCGGCGGGAGUACGCGCUUCGGCGGCCUGCUGCAGGAGAUUCGCGUCGAGAGCGAGAUUGGAGGGCGGGAGGGCGGCAAGCAGAGCCUCAAGAACGUGGGAAAGGUGGAAAAGUUUGUCCUGGAGCAGGUGCGCAGGAUAUUCGAGGAGGAGUUUGUAUACCCGAGCUUCUGGACGUUUUUGGUGUAA